This is a messenger RNA of Fusarium verticillioides 7600, 3121 nucleotides long. RefSeq lists its product as hypothetical. The transcript has 2 exons. Bases 239 to 2428 code for a protein of 729 amino acids. The record is from RefSeq and is a predicted model, not a curated record. NCBI's taxonomy places the organism in Eukaryota, Fungi, Ascomycota, Sordariomycetes, Hypocreales, Nectriaceae.
CGCAUGCAGGAGACCAAUAUUCCCGAGGGCAAGCACCUUGAUCAAUAUGGUGCAAAUGGGCACUGCUAUGUGAUGUGCAGAAUCUUGUAUAUAUAGAGGCUGGUGUUCUUGUCCAGAAUAUUCUCAUCUCAUCCUCACUAUCAAUCUUCCCAUCGAGGACCAGUUCCAUUCGUUUCCAAAACCCAAUUCAUUCACUCACUUAAUACAUUCGCUCAACAAGCAAAAAACCUACCUAAUCAUGCGUUUCUCUACCGGUCUGCUCCUGGCUGCGGCCUCGAGCGUCAUGGGUCAGCGGUUCACCAACUCCAGUAUGCCUGCUACUGAGUCCGCUACCACUACAACCGGCGCUGCUCCCACCGGCUCUGCUGUAGCUGCUAAGCCUGUCGAUCUCGGCAGUGCUAAACUGGGACCCGGAGCCUCGUUCGUCACUCGUGCUGAUGGAACCAUCGCUGUUGCCCUGGUCGGUGAUGCUUCUUUCGAUAUUGGCAUCCCCGACGACGACUUCAGCGACUUCUCUGUUGGAGACCUGUUCGAGUUGCUCUUUGAUAUUCUAACGGCGCUCCUUGAGAAUAGCCGGAAGCGUGCUGCGACCGACUGCACCCUUGAUGUCACUGUUGACGGUGAGAGCGUCUACUCAAAUGGUCUCUCCACCGGCUCUAGCUCCGAGCGCACCGAUAGUACUCCUUCCACUGGUAACGCCCCCAACGUUAAGUUUGUCCAGUCAUGUGGUGCUACCGGUGCUCGUCUCGAAGUCUCCAACCUUGCUAUCGGUCCCCCUGGUUCCAGCAACCCUGGUGGCGGCGACGGCGGCGGCAGCGAGACUGGCACUGACACCACUGGUACUGCUGAGCCUACCAACACCAACUCUGAGGGCGCUACCACCAACUCCGAGGGCCAGACCAUCGAGCCUACUGGCACCGAGACUGGCGCUGCUACCAACUCUGAGGGUGCCACCACCAACAGCGAGGGCCAGACCAUCGAGCCUACUGGAACUGAGACCGAGACUGCUGCUACCAACUCCGAGGGUGCUACCACCAACUCUGAGGGUGAGACUAUCCAGCCCACUGGCACCGAGACCGGCACCGAGACUGGUACUGAGACCGGUACUGAGGCCACUUCUUCUGCUACAUCUGCUCCUGGCUUCCCCGGAUCCAUCCUCGACUUUGCUUUCUUCGGCUGUGUCGGUUCCACCGAGGGCUUCCCUACCUUCGAGCUCCUUCAAAGCUCUGGCUCCAUGGAUCUCAACCUCUGCGCCAGCCUUGCCGAGGGCCGUGCUUACUUUGGUGUCCACGAUGAGGACUGCUAUGCCGGUGACGAGAUUGACGGCGACAAGACCAGCCGUGUCGACUCCGACCAGUGUGAUAUUGAGUGCCCCGGUGACGACUCUGAGUUCUGUGGUGGUGAUGCUCCUCUUACUCGCCGCAGCCGCAUCCAGGCCCGCCAGGCUAUCCCCAACACCAUCCGCCUCACUGUCUACGUCGCUGUCAACGGCCCUGAUGUUACUGUCACCGAUGUCCUCACUGCUACUGUCACUGAUCAGUCUACCCUGACCACCACCUUCACCACCACCAUCUCCGAUGCCACUGCCACUACCACCCAGACCGUCACUGCCAUCUACGUCUGCUCCAACGGCAAGUGCUACCCCGAGAACGACAACGGUUCCAAGGUUGUCUACAUCUUCGUUGGUUACCCCGGUGAGGACUGCGACGGCGAGCUCGUCUACAUCUCUGAGGCCUGCUCUUGCCAGGGUGGAUCUCAAUACGUCCCCAAGUACUGCUCCAACGGCAGCUGCCACGGUCUCACUGUCUACAAGCCUGAGGAGUGCAAGGACUGGUACAACCACGACAACUUCUUUGUCCCCGCUAACUGCGACGUCUGCGAGCACGGUGACAUCGUCUACAAGCCUUGGGAGAACUCCUGGGGUACCCCCGCUGAGUGCCACGAGGCUGAGGUCCCCAGCUGCACCAAGGAUACCUGCCCUACCAACGGCGGUGGCUCCAAGGGAGGCAACGGCGGUAACGGUGGCAUGGGCGGUAACGGCGGAAAGGGUGGAAACGGAGGAAACGGCGGCAACGGAGGCAACGGAGGCAAUGGAGGAAACGGCGGCAAUGGAGGCAACGGUGGAAACGGAGGCAAUGGCGGCUCCGGCUCCCACGGUGGCUCCGGCUCUAACGGUGGUUCCGGUUCCAACGGCGGAUCUGGCUCUAACGGUGGUUCCGGUUCCAACGGUGGCUCUGGUUCCAACGGCGGAUCUGGCUCCGAGGGCUCUGGCUCCAAGGGCAGCUCCGGCUCCGAGGGCUCUGGCUCCAAGGGCGAGAGCGGCUCCAGCUGCGAGGGUGACCACUGUGUCCCCGUCACUGUCAGCAGCGCUGGCAAGCAGGCCAUCAGCGCCCUUGCUCUCCUCGCUGCUGUUGCCGCUCUUCUCUAAGCGAAUUUCAUACACCGCUGAGAGUUUCUGAUCUUGUUUGCCUUCGUUUCUGGUUUUCUCUUUGGGAAGAUCCGCUAUGCAAAUGGUGGCAUUAUCUUGUGCCACUGACUUUGUAGUUAGACUUAAUGCAGUUUCAAUUCUACUUGGGUUUAGGGGAAUAGCCUAUCUGUAGUCAACUAAUAAUGACGCUCUUUUUGCUUUCAACUAUCAUUACUUGCCUAGUGGCUUCAAACUUGUUGACAAUCAUGUCGCUCAGUUAUUUCUUUGGACUUUGGUUGCUCCGGAUGAUGCUUGGUAUGCUCUGUUCCACCUGACUCCUGCCUUGUUUAUGUCUCAGUCAGCGCAAUGCGGAUGACGAACUUUGAAACAUAUAAAGAAUGUGACUCUCCUUGUGGAUGCUGCGUGAGUUGCGCAGCCAUGUUAAUCACCUAGCCCUGGGGAGCAAGGGAAUAUGAGACUUUGGAAGAGGAUGCUAAAAUAAGCCCAGUAAAGAGCCCCUUUAGACUUGAGGUAAAUUGCCCAAGUCUUUUUUAUCACUUAGCACAGAGUUCCUCAGGUUUCUUGCCUCUCUCUGCCUUAGUUACUCUAAACGAAGCCUGGCAAGGCAAGAAUGCAGUUUGUGUCGAUCUAGCUUUCAAAAACAUGUGAAGCGACUUACACACUACACUCACUCCUCAUGCAUACAUAACAGGU